Messenger RNA from Colletotrichum spaethianum, 2070 nucleotides. RefSeq names its product cell division control protein 45. The transcript is spliced from 4 exons. Gene Ontology annotation, biological process: DNA replication initiation; double-strand break repair via break-induced replication; mitotic DNA replication preinitiation complex assembly. Gene Ontology annotation, cellular component: DNA replication preinitiation complex. Gene Ontology annotation, molecular function: single-stranded DNA binding; DNA replication origin binding; chromatin binding. The record is from RefSeq and is a predicted model, not a curated record. The coding region runs from base 1 to 2070 and encodes 689 amino acids. NCBI's taxonomy places the organism in Eukaryota, Fungi, Ascomycota, Sordariomycetes, Glomerellales, Glomerellaceae.
AUGUAUCUUCCACGGUCCCUUAUAUCCAAACUUUACCUCCACCUACAGAACACGCGACAUCCUCUCUCCCCUCCCGUCCUCGUCCUCGUUGCGCUCGAACCCGAUGCCCUCUGCGCAUGUCGAAUCCUGACCCGUCUGCUGAAGCACGACUACAUUCCUCACAAGAUCCAACCCGUCUCCGGCUAUGCUGACCUCGAUCGCGCUGGCCGGGACCUGGUCCAACCUAUGAUGGAGACCCAAGGAGGCAGUGGAGGAGUUGUUGUUUGCCUCGGGGUCGGUGGCAUGGUUGACCUGGGAAGCUUGCUGGGACUGGAACCUGAGGGAGAGGAGUUGACUUUUGGCGGCGUUGAAGUUUGGGUUAUGGACUCUCAUCGCCCGUGGAACUUGGGCAACGUCUUUGGUGGCUUUCCUCUCGAGCCCGCUGUCGAGGACGGGGCCAGCCUACAGUCGAGAUGCCCUGCAGGAGUGGUGGCUGGCCGGAUCGACCGCGCUUACAAGCCUGGCAAGGGCGGCAUCGUUGUAUUCGACGACGGUGACAUCGAAGACGACCUUACUACGGAAAGAGAGGCGUACCUAGCCUUGCUGGACAUGCCCGAAGUCGAUGAUGAUGGCGAGGACUUGGGAGAUGACCACAAUGACGAUGCCGAGGAUGAGGACUUAGAAAAGGAGAAUGUUCUCCGCAAGUAUUACAAGAUCGGCGCCUCCUUCUCCGAGCCGAUUUCCUCAAUGAUGUACUCGCUGGCCUCAGAGCUUGGCCGAGAAGACAACGACUUGUUGUGGCUUACCAUUGUUGGCGUCACAUCGAUGGAGCUUUAUGGCAGAUCCUCUGCAGGUAUUGCGGUUCCAGUCCGUAACUCUGAUAGGGGUCAAGGAAACGGCUGGAUGGGAGUACGAGGUGCACGUAUCCGCCAACUACUAAGAGACGAAGUCCGGCGCCUCAAUCCCCCUGAAGUUACCAAUGGUCGCACGCCGACCGCCGAGAGCUCAGGUAUCAUCCCCACCACUGCUCGUAGCCCCGAAGACACGAGCAUCAGGCUAUCACCGGAGCCCAAGUUCCUCCUAAUCAGACACUGGAGUCUGUACGAUAGCAUGCUUCACUCGCCGUAUCUGUUUGCACGGCUGAAGACGUGGAGCGAGACAGGUCUGAAGCGACUCCACAAACUCCUGGCCAAGAUGGGCGUCAGUCUGGUUCAGUGUAAGCAGAGCUACACGCACAUGGACAUGAUGCUGAAGCGAGAGCUGCGGACCAAGCUGCUUAAGUACGCUUCUCUCUACAACCUGGACGACAUGGUUCCUUCUGUUGACACAGAUGGGAGGGACCGGGCCGGUGCCAAGGAUGGUUGGGGAUUUGUCCGCAGCUGGGGCUGGCGAGCAACUCUGAGCGCGCAAGACGUUGGCGUAGUUAUCGGUGCUUUGUUGGAGGUGGGUAAACAUCACGACGUUGCUGAGCUCACUCAAGCACCCAAGGACUCUCAGUUCGAAGAAGUAGAUGAUGACGAGAUCGUCGCGAUGCAAGGAGAGGAGUGGGUUGGCCGGUUCUGGGAAGCUUACGAUGCACUCGAAGAUAUCGAUGCUCUCAAGGCAGGACUUCCCACAGCCCAGUUCCUGCAUCGUGCGAUCUACCGCACGGGUACGUCACUCAUCAACAAGAAGCAGAUCAAGCACUUGCGGGCAUUCCGCAUGUGCGUCGUCAAGGAGGGACCAGACGUUCCCGUCUUCGGUCACCCGGCCGCACUCACCAAGCUUGCUCUCUGGGUUGGCGAGGCUCUCGUAGAGCAAGAGAAGGACACUACUGGCCGUCUCUCUCACGGAGGUCGCGGCACGCCGCUAGUCGUUGCCAGCCUCAACGACAAGCGCGGGGUCUACCUAGUGAACGACGAAGAAGAAGAAGAAGAAGCUAAGGAGAAGGGCUACGGUCUGAAUCGAUUCGGAUCGGCGUUCCAGGAAGUUGUGGCCGAAACCAACGCCCGCGUCCGUAUAGACAGCUUCGAGCACUGUGUGGUGGAAGUUAAGAAGGAGGAUCUGGGUGGCUUCUUGGAGAGCUUGAGCAUGAAGGCCGUUGUCGGUUAA